Dioscorea cayenensis subsp. rotundata (Guinea yam) is the source of this 3486-nucleotide messenger RNA. Its product is annotated as polyribonucleotide nucleotidyltransferase 2, mitochondrial. Gene Ontology annotation, cellular component: mitochondrion; chloroplast stroma; cytosol. The record is from RefSeq and is a predicted model, not a curated record. Bases 77 to 3028 code for a protein of 983 amino acids. The transcript has 16 exons. Gene Ontology annotation, biological process: mitochondrial mRNA catabolic process; mitochondrial RNA 3'-end processing. Gene Ontology annotation, molecular function: RNA binding; polyribonucleotide nucleotidyltransferase activity; 3'-5'-RNA exonuclease activity. NCBI's taxonomy places the organism in Eukaryota, Viridiplantae, Streptophyta, Magnoliopsida, Dioscoreales, Dioscoreaceae.
AACGAUCCGUGAAUCAUCCAUCCAUCCAUCCAAAAUUGAGAACCGCGAAAACCCUUAAACCCUAAACCCGCUCUCCAUGGCGGCAGCUGUCCGCCGAAAGCUCACUCCUCUGCUCGCCGCCGCGCCUCACCUACUCGCCCGUCGUCGCCAUUGGAUUCGCUCCCACUGCACCAGCCACCUCGGUUUCCUUUCCCGAUCACCGCUCUCUGAGCCCGAAGUGGAUGCCAAUGCCUCCCCUGUGCCCGGCGUGAAGGUUCUGGAGUCCUUCUCCGAGGAGUUCGAGAUCGGAUCCCGGAUUAUCACGAUCGAGACCGGCAAGAUCGCCAGGUUCGCCAAUGGCGCCGUUGUUAUCGGGAUGGGCGACACCAAAGUCCUUGCCACCGUGGCUUCAUCCAAAGGUGACGGUGUCCGGGACUUUCUUCCUCUCACUGUUGAUUAUCAAGAAAAGCAAUAUGCUCAAGGUAUCAUUCCGACUACAUACAUGCGGAGAGAGGGUGCCCCCAAGGAGCGGGAGCUUUUAUGUGGUCGUAUCAUUGACCGUCCUAUUCGCCCGCUAUUUCCUGCUGGCUUUUACCAUGAAGUCCAGGUCAUGGCAAGUGUUCUAUCCUCAGAUGGCAAUCAAGAUCCAGAUGUGAUGGCAGCUAAUGCAACCUCUGCUGCUCUCAUGUUGUCAGAUAUUCCUUGGAAUGGGCCCAUUGGUGUGAUACGUGUUGGGAGGAUAGAUGGCCAGUUUGUUUUUAAUCCUUCUAUGGAUGAGCUCAGCUCCAGUGAUCUCAACCUAGUCUAUGCAUGUACCCAAGACAAAACGCUCAUGAUUGAUGUACAGGCUCGUGGAAUCUCAGAAAGGGACCUAGAAGCUGGGCUGAAACUUGCACAUCCUGAGGCUGUCAAAUACAUUGAACCUCAAAUUAGAUUGGCUGAGAAAGCUGGGAAACGAAAGAGAGAAUAUAAAUUAUCUAUGAUCACUGAAAGGACAAUUGAGAAGAUAAAGAGCUUGGCAGAAGGGCCUAUAGAAGCUGUCUUUACAGAUUCUGCCUAUGGCAAGUUUGAACGUGGAGAAGCUUUGGAUAAAAUCACACAAGAUGUGAAAGCAAAACUUGAAGAAGAGAAUGACGAGGAGAGUUUGAAAGUUCUGCCGAAGACAGUUGACAUGGUUCGGAAAAAGAUUGUGCGUCGAAGGAUUAUUGAGAAAGGCCUUAGAGUGGAUGGCAGACGCCUUGAUGAAGUUAGGCCUUUGUUUUGUGAAGCUGGUACAUAUCCCAUUUUGCAUGGAUCAUCACUUUUCUCGCGCGGGGAUACUCAGGUUCUAUGUACUGUUACCCUGGGGGCCCCUGGUGAUGCUCAAAGAUUGGACUCUAUUGUUGGUCCUCCCACAAAGCGUUUCAUGUUGCACUAUAGUUUUCCUCCAUUCUCAAUCAAUGAGGUUGGAAAACGUACUAGCUUAAAUAGGCGUGAAGUUGGGCAUGGCACUCUUGCGGAGAAGGCUUUGCUUGCUGUAUUGCCUCCAGAAGAUGAAUUGCCGUAUACCGUCCGUAUCAAUUCAGAAGUGAUGGCCUCGGAUGGAUCAACGUCAAUGGCAACUGUAUGCGGAGGGAGUAUGGCAUUGAUGGAUGCAGGCAUUCCACUAAGGGAACAAGUUGCAGGUGUAUCAGUUGGCCUUGUUAGUGACGUGGAUCCAUCCACGGGGGCAAUAAAUGAUUAUUGCAUUCUGACAGAUAUUUUGGGUCUUGAAGAUCAUCUUGGUGACAUGGAUUUCAAAGUUGCUGGAACACGAAAAGGGAUUACUGCAAUUCAGUUGGAUAUAAAACCUGCUGGAAUUCCUUUAGACAUAAUUUGUGAAUGUCUGGAACCUGCCCGGAAGGGUCGCACCCAUAUCCUUAACAGGAUGGAGCAGGAGAUCGAUUCAGCCCGUACAACCCAUCAUGGAAACCCCCCACCAGUUUCAUUGAGGUAUAGUAAUGAUUCCCUGCGGCGUUUACUUGGGCCUUUAGGCUCGCACAGGAAAAAAAUCGAACAAGAAACAGGAGCAAGGAUUGCUGUUAGUGAUGGGACAGUUACUAUUGUUGCUAAGAACCAGAUGAUCAUGGAAAAAGCUCGGGAGAAGCUUGAUUUUCUGGUUGGACGUGAGAUUGAAGUUGGUAGGAUUUACAAAGGUGUUGUUACGUCGGUCAAAGAAUAUGGUGCUUUUGUGGAGUUCAAUGGUGGACAGCAAGGCCUUCUGCAUAUUUCAGAGUUGUCACAUGAGCAGGUUCCUAAAGUCUCUGAUGCUGUAUCUGUUGGCCAAGAGCUGUCAUUGAUGUGCAUUGGUCAGGAUGUCAGGGGAAAUAUUAAACUUUCUUUAAAGGCCACUUUACCGCAACGCGGAUCCAAGACAAAGGAUGCAGAAGAAACUCACGAUCCUUUUGCUCCCACAAAACAAAUGAAUGUUUGGGCCUCGGUGGAAAACGUGUCUGUUUGUGAAGAAAAUGACGAGGCUAGCAAUUCAAACGAUAGUGAAGGCGAUGAAACGCAUACUGCCACGCACUCCACAUCAUCAAUAGUAAUUCGAAGUGCUUCUGAGUGUGAUGCUCGGGAUAUUUCAGCUACUCAACAUAUCAAGAAGAAGAAGAAGACCAGACAGACCACAAAAUCUACCCCAAGGCCUUAUGACAGAUCUUCAAAUGACAAGAGUGGACGCAGAAGUGCUGUGAGCUCAACUCAAGUUAGAGUUAAAAAAGAGAAUGAUAACUUUCAAACCAUCUUACACUCCUUUGUAAAGGAUGAUGCUAAUAAUGAGAAGAAGCCUAUAUCUUCUGGAUUAAGUAAGGUAGAUGCAUCUUCUUUGAGGCUGGGAGACAUAGUCACUGCAAAGGUAUGCCAAAUACGGUCUCAUGGUCUUGUUCUAGAGUUGGGCGGUGGAAUUCGAGGAAUGUACAAGUUUGAGGCAAAUGGAAGGAGAGACUUCGAGGUGGGCAAUGAACUUCAUGUCAGAUGUUCAGCCUUCUCUAGCAGAGGUAUCCCAGUGUUUUCGUUGUUGCGAGGUGAUUGAAACUUGUGACCAUACAUUGGGUGAAGUGCUGAUGAUCAUUCUACCAAUGGAACCAUAAAAAUAAAAUAAACACACAACACAAAUGGGAUGAUAAUGUGAUGUGAGUGUGAUGCUUUGGGAAGCUGUUAAAUUAUAUGCUUUGGGAGGGCAUGUAUGACUACAGAUGGAUUAUCAUCGAUUGGCAGGAGACUCCAUGACCAAGCUGAGCGCUGUUGUUUUGCUUCUUAACUCCCACAGUUUUGUUCCUUUGAUGAAUGACCGCCACCCCACAAGAAUAGGAUGAACUCAUGUUUUUAAUUUACUAAUUAACAUUUCAUUCAUUGGUGUGUAUAUUAUUAAUUUUUUGUUGAGGUUUUAUUUGCCGUUAUUCAAGGGUUCGGGUUUUUAUUUUUAUUUUUAUUUUUAAUUUUAUUCAAACUGUAAGAUUAGAUUACCUAUUCAAGUGUUGUUCGGCGAUA